Labeo rohita (rohu) is the source of this 1453-nucleotide messenger RNA. It is a transcript of the gene tsnax, whose product is annotated as translin-associated factor X. The record is from RefSeq and is a predicted model, not a curated record. The coding region runs from base 299 to 1147 and encodes 282 amino acids. Gene Ontology annotation, cellular component: nucleus; cytoplasm. Lineage: Eukaryota; Metazoa; Chordata; Actinopteri; Cypriniformes; Cyprinidae. Gene Ontology annotation, molecular function: sequence-specific DNA binding; RNA binding; RNA endonuclease activity. The transcript has 6 exons.
GUCCCGUGUAAACAAUGGAAGUCCGUUCGCUUGCCAGUGUUCAAAAUAAAAGGAAUCACAAGCAACACGCUGUUUUGACAAGGAAUACACGAUAUUGAGAGCACAUUUAUAAAAUACGUUGUUUCUAGGUUUCAUACAUGAGGAAGUACGUCAUCACACAGGCACAUGUGAAAACUCACGAUGAAGGCGUUCAGCUGGAUUUAAACACACUAAAAACCACAAUCAGCUGAUAAAAUAAAAGCAGUUUACUGUGCAUCCAUGAACACACGUGUCCAUUAAAACAGACUUCAUUACAAAAAUGAGUAAACGAGAAGACGAGGGAUGCCACCGAAAACGAAAGACAGAAGCUGGACCGAAAUCAGAGGAUUGUGUGAAUCCGAAUUCUGCUGUCAUCGCUGCUUUCAAAGUAUUCCAGCAAGAACUCGACACCAAGCAUGAUAAAUAUGAGCGUUUGGUGAAAAUCAGUCGAGAUAUCACCAUUGAGAGCAAAAGGACCAUAUUCCUCCUUCACAGAGUCACCAGCGUUCCAGAUGUUGAGGAGAUCCUGAACGAGGCAGAUGUGAAACUGGACAGUGUGAGGCAGAAGAUCGGACAGAUCGCAGAGGAACUGAAAGGAGAAGAUUUACACCAGUUUCAUAGAGCGUUUACACCAGGUAUUCAGGAGUAUGUCGAGGCCGUGUCCUUCCAUCACUUCAUCAAACAUCGCUCGCUCAUCAGCCUGGAGGAAAUCAACGCUCGUCUGGUCUUCAUGAGAGAAAAUAAUAAGGGUGAAGCUGAGGUUGCAUGGACCGGCCCGAGCGUAUUGACCUUCCAUAUAACGCCGACCGACUACCUGUUGGGCGUAGCGGACCUAACGGGCGAGCUGAUGCGCAUGUGCAUAAGCAGCGUGGGCAACGGCGACAUAGACACGCCCUUCCAGCUCAGCGGCUUCCUGCGGGAAAUCCACGACGGCUUCUCCUACAUCGGCAACACGGGACCCUACGAGGUGUCUAAGAAACUGCACACGCUGCGGCAGAGCCUGGGGAAGGUGGAGGACGCGUGUUACACCCUACGCGUGCGCGGAUCCGAGAUUCCCAAACACAUGCUGGCUGACGUGUUCACCAGCAGGGCGGCGGCGCAUUUGGACCCAGAUGAUACGAUGGUGUGAGAUUCCGAGAUGCAACGCGUGUCCUUUCAUGUGCAUGUUGGACUUUGCAAACUGACUGGGCAAAUUAUUGGUGUAUUUUAGUGUAAGACUCAUGUGUUACAAUGGUUGCAUGUUGUUAACAUGUUUGCUUCUUCAGUUUUGAGCUGUUGUAUUUCAUAUAAAUUGCUAAGUGUUUAACAGGUGUUGUUCCUUCGGUUCUACCUGAAAGUUAUAAACAUGUUUACUAUUAUUUUGAAAUCAAGAAGCCUCAGAACUGUCAAUAAAACUGGUUUUGGUACAAACUUUGACCCUCUGGCUACAUCUCAA